CACUGAUUUUGUGGCUCGGCGGUCGCGAAAAAUGCGAAUGGCCUUGAAUGAUCAAGCACCGAGUGGAACUGGCAAUACUUCUGAAGCACCUGUUGUGGAUGUGAAUCGAGGAACCACCGCUUAUUUUACUUGA
Acaulospora morrowiae is the source of this 133-nucleotide messenger RNA. Lineage: Eukaryota; Fungi; Glomeromycota; Glomeromycetes; Diversisporales; Acaulosporaceae. The record is from the annotation of a GenBank genome assembly.